CAUGAUAAUAUGCAAAUUUCCAUUAUCGUCACAUAUACCAUUAUGUCAUGCUCCAAUACCGGAUUUUUCAAGAUUAGUUGAUAGGCAAGUAAAACUUACGAACAGAUAAUGGAUCAACAAUUAUCAUAUAAUGGUCCAUCAUCAUCGUUAGCAUUAGAUAUUAAAAAAGCUGAAUUGGCUACAGCAGAUUUAAGAACUUUAAUUAAAUAUUCAUCAUUAGUUACGGUGUCUAAAUUAGCUAAUAGAUUAACAUUAUUUGUUGAUAAAGCAAGAAGCGUCGGUAGAGAUUUACAAAUACUUCAAGCUAGAACAAGAAGGUCUUUAAAUAAUUUAAUUACUUAUAAUAUAUUUGCUUUAAAAGCAUUAGAAGAUGUUAGAGAUAAAAAAAUUAUUGGUCAAGAUGCUCUUGGAAGCUUAGCAGAUUUAGAUGAAAUGUUGAUUGCAAUACAUGAUUUAGCAACACAUGAGUCAGCAUAUCAGAAUAAAGAACUUAAUAAAUUGUUGGCCGAACUAUGGACAAUUUUUGGGGGCAAUAAAAAUUUAGAUAAACAUCGCCAUACGGCAGUAUCACAAAUACAAACUACUUUAUACAGUCUAACUUCUUUUCAAUUAGAUAUGGAAGAAUUACGUGAACAAGUUUCUAGGCUAAGUAUAAUUGAAAUGCCAGUUGAAGUUCAUAUUGAAAGCAUUGGUAAAGGUAUUGAAAGGUUAAGAAACAGUAAAGUUGCACUAAAAAGUGGGGGUGAUACUAAAAUAUCCAAGUUAAUUGAUUCAUCUAAUGAAAAUAAUGACAAUAACGUUGCUAAAGAAAUGACUAUUUGAAUUAUUAGUUGUUAAUUCUUUAUCUAAUUAUUUAUUCUAUUUAUCUAUUUAUUUAUUUUUGUAUAUAUUUAUUUUUCUUUAAAUAAUUAUUUAUUAAUAUAUAAAAUAUUACAGCCUUAUAAUUUUUUCUAUUUUCUUUUUUUUCGAAGAACUCAGAUUGUACAAUUAAUAAUCUAAUGAAAAUUAUUAA
Molecule: messenger RNA, 1012 nt
Organism: Rhizophagus irregularis DAOM 181602=DAOM 197198
Lineage: Eukaryota; Fungi; Glomeromycota; Glomeromycetes; Glomerales; Glomeraceae
Source: RefSeq, a predicted model, not a curated record